UUAUUCAAAAUGGGUGCAAUCUGUGGGAAAGGAAAGACACUAGACGUAAUCCAGAAAUCAUCAGGUGCAACCCCUUCUACAAAAAUUUCAAGCAGAGUCUUCCUAGAGGUAUCAGGAGGCGAUAGUAGUCUUGGAAGAAUGGAAUUUGAUUUAUAUAACUCGCAAUGACCGAAGACUUGUGAAAAUUUCAGGAAAUUAUGCACUGGGGAUAACAGCAAAGGCUAUACAUACAAAGGAUCUAUCUUUCAUCGGGUCAUCAAAGGCUUCAUGGCUCAAGGAGGUGAUAUUACAAAACAUAAUGGCACUGGAGGAGCAUCUAUCUAUGGAAAGAAAUUUGAUGAUGAGAAUUUAAGCCUAAAGCAUGAUAAAAGAGGCAUCCUCUCUAUGGCAAAUGCUGGUCCUAAUACCAAUAGUUCUCAAUUUUUCAUCCUUUUUGAUAAAGCUGAUUGGCUUAAUGGAAAGCAUGUUGUCUUUGGUGAGAUGGUCGAAGGUAAAGAAGUUUUAAACGCCAUUGAAAAUGCUGGAAGCAUAUCUGGACCGACAAUAUGUAAAUUAAAAAUAACAAACUGAGGAGAAGUUACUUCAAAGACUAAAGGUGAGACCCUUUGGUAA
Molecule: messenger RNA, 612 nt
Organism: Moneuplotes crassus
Lineage: Eukaryota; Ciliophora; Spirotrichea; Euplotida; Euplotidae
Source: the annotation of a GenBank genome assembly